Molecule: messenger RNA, 1218 nt
Organism: Rhea pennata
Lineage: Eukaryota; Metazoa; Chordata; Aves; Rheiformes; Rheidae
Product: arylacetamide deacetylase-like 4
Exons: 4
Coding region: 1-1218 (405 amino acids)
Cellular component (GO): membrane
Molecular function (GO): lipase activity; carboxylic ester hydrolase activity
Source: RefSeq, a predicted model, not a curated record
AUGGAACUUCUCUCAGCACUUUUUCUUGUUAUUUUGACUUUCUUGGUGGUAACGGCAUUCUACCACAAACACCUCAUGGCAGAAAUCCCUCCUGGAUUUAUUCAGCGCAAAAAGCUGUGCUUUUAUCAUUAUUUACUGAAUUUUGGUUUUGUUCUGGCAAAAACUUCAGAAAAAUUAGGUCUUGCCUCAGAAAUCCAUGUCAUCAGGACUAUAAUGAACACAGUGCCACCAUUAAAAGAUAAGCAUCUUUUCAUCAAGGACGUAAGGUUUGAAAAGAUUAAAGUAAGAAUUUACCAGCCAAAAAUACCAACCACUGGCCAAAGAAGAGGAGUCCUUUAUUUUCAUGGAGGAGUUGGACAGUUUGGAAGCAUUCGGGCCUAUGAAAGAACAUGCUGCUAUUACGCCAGAAAAAGCGAUUCAGUGAUUGUGUCUGUUGGGUAUCGCUUAGCUCCUGAGUACCCAUAUCCAACACAGUUUGAGGACUGUCUUGCUGCCACAAUACAUUUUAUGAGGACUGCAGAAGAUUAUGGAGUAGACCCUACUCGUGUUAUCACCUGUGGAGACAGUAGUGGAGGUACGCUGGCUGCUGCUGUUGCCCAAGCAAUGGUGAACAGAAAAGACCUCCCAAAGCUGAGAGCACAAAUUCUGAUAUAUCCUUUUCUCCAGGCUGUGGAUUUUAAUUUGCCUUCUUAUCAGCAGAACAAGACAUUCCCUAUUUUGACAAGGGAACAAAUCCUUCUUUUAGGUUUGAAGUAUCUCAAUAAGGACGUAACACUUCUGAAUGUGCUCUUUGAAGGUGCCCAUAUUCCAGAAGAUUUCCAAUUAAAAUAUCAGAAAUGGCUGAGUCCUGACAACAUCCCUGAGGAGUUUAAACCAAGAGGCUACAAACCAGGAAAAAUAAUACAUCCAUUAUCAGACGAACUCCAUGCACUAACCAUGCCUACUUUUGACCCAGUUUUUUCACCACUAAUAGCUGAAGAUACUGUUAUCGCUCAGCUUCCUGAGGCUUUCAUUUUGACCUGUGAAUUUGAUGUGCUUAGAGAUGAUGGACUGCUGUACAAGAAACGAUUAGAGGAUCAUGGUAUAAGAGUGACCUGGUGUCAUCUGGAACAGGGAUUCCAUGGCAUAGUAUUCCUAGCUCCUCUUGGUAGGAUAGUAUCAUUUCAGUCUGGAAAUAAAGGCAUAAAACAGAUAAUAGAUUUUCUAAAAUCGAUAUAA